AUGUUCUCCGCGUUUCUCGUGUCUUUUACAAUCUUCACGACAGCCUGGUGUUGUCCCAAACACGAUAAUUACCAAUCACAUCACCCGCACCUCGGCCGAAGACAAGUCAGGAUCGACGUCGGACGAGCACCCAAGGACUGGGACUACGACCACUCUGCCGACUGGCAUACGAUCAAACCUGAGUAUCACCUAUGCCAGUCCGGAACUCACCAAUCGCCCAUCAACAUCGCUGGCCAAGCACUCGCGCAGCAGCAACAUCAACCAACGUUUGAAGGAUACAAGAACGAAGUUAUUGCCGGCAACUUCUUCAAUUGGCAGUUCGCACCGGCAUUCACGCCACACCACGCCGAGGGAGACGUCACGCAACUGCCCAGCAUGAAGUUCGACGGCCGCGACGUCUUCCUCACGGGCUGGCACAUCCACGCUCCGUCGGAGCAUCUUGUGGAUGGCCGGCGGAGUCGGGCAGAAAUCCACAUGGUCCACGUCACAGAGGAAGACGAGGAGGCUGCAGUGGUUGGAAUCCGGGUGGGAGUAGGCCCUGCAGAGUCGGAAUCGGCCUUUAUCAAACAGCUGGGGCCCAUGGUGCAUUUCAACGAUACCUCGCAGGUCGAGGGUCUGCAGGUCAACGUCCGUCUCGCCAUUGAAGAGGUCGGCGGUCUCCAGGAGUAUUGGACCUACAAGGGCAGUUUGACCACCCCGCCUUGUAGCGAGGGUCUGCGUUGGUUUAUACCUAAGCAAGAGCUGCUGGUUAGUGAGGCCCAGAUGGUUGAGAUUCUUGCUGCCAGUAGGUUCUCGCACCGCGUGACGCAGGAGGUUUGGCUGCACGAUAUAAAUCUUUGA
This is a messenger RNA of Exophiala dermatitidis NIH/UT8656, 840 nucleotides long. Its product is annotated as carbonic anhydrase. NCBI's taxonomy places the organism in Eukaryota, Fungi, Ascomycota, Eurotiomycetes, Chaetothyriales, Herpotrichiellaceae. Gene Ontology annotation, molecular function: carbonate dehydratase activity; zinc ion binding. The transcript is spliced from 2 exons. Bases 1 to 840 code for a protein of 279 amino acids. The record is from RefSeq and is a predicted model, not a curated record.